Closterium sp. Yama58-4 is the source of this 624-nucleotide messenger RNA. The record is from the annotation of a GenBank genome assembly. NCBI's taxonomy places the organism in Eukaryota, Viridiplantae, Streptophyta, Zygnematophyceae, Desmidiales, Closteriaceae.
AUGAGGGAGGUAUGCGACGGUGUGUUCAUCGGCAACCUGGCCGAUGCCACGUCGGUACGAAUGCUGGAACGAGCGCAUAUCAUGCGCCUUGUCUCUCUCUGCCCAAUGGCUCGCUCUUCUUUCGUUACUGUCACGCCUCCUCCUUCCGAUCCGGAAUCUACCCCGAAUCCCGCUGAGACUCCCGCCGAUACAAGCGCAAAAGCUGGCGGGGUAGAAUGUGACAGUGUGACGCGUGGCUGUGACGGGCGCGGACGGCAACGGCUGACCGUAGAUCUUCUAGACAUGGACGACGCAGAUCUGCUGGCGGUGCUGCCGAGCUGCCUGGCGUUCGUAGAGGAGAGCGUGAGUUGCGGGGAGAAGGUGCUCGUGCACUGCCACGCUGGCGUGUCGCGAAGCGCAGCAGUGGUUACCGCAUAUCUCAUGAAGCUUCACAAAUCGACGGCUGAGGUCCAAGCACCCCCUCGCAUGCCCCAACAACGGCUUUCUACGUCAGCUGCGCAUAUUCCACAGCAUGGGGUGGGAAGUCAACCCCCACCACUCCGACUACUCGCGCUUCAAGCUGCAGCUCAUGGCUCGCCGAAUCACCAGCACACUGCACCAGGGCGUGCCCAUUGGGGCCAGUAA